Phaedon cochleariae (mustard beetle) is the source of this 1727-nucleotide messenger RNA. Lineage: Eukaryota; Metazoa; Arthropoda; Insecta; Coleoptera; Chrysomelidae. The record is from the annotation of a GenBank genome assembly.
UUCUUAUCGUCCAUGUUGAGCUAAAAGUGUAUUGUUUAUAUUUGCCUGUGCACCCAAACGGGAAAAAUGGGGUUCUAGCCGCCCAAAGUUUCGCACACGCAAGUGUGCCACACCAGUUAUCAAACAUGUUCGCCGCCAUGGCCGCCCUUCAACUAGCCCUUCCGGCCCGCCCUUCAGCAUCACCCUACGCAAAAAAUCUUUCCUCUUCUCUCCCCUCGUCAUCGAUCAGAGCUCAGCGUCUCAGCAAUGAGCUCAGUGCCGAUCAUGUGGAAGGAGGAGCCCGCCUCGCCGCUCUCCUGCGAUGAGGCGUCGCUCUUCGACGUCGCGACGCUCUACCAGGCGACGUCCUUCGAGCACUACGACGUCAAGUUCGAUGUGGACUUGUCGGCGUGCGAAACGAAAGCGGAGAUCGCCUCGCAGAUCUUGGACAACUUGGAGAAUUUGAUGGACCUCGAUGACCUCAUCAAAGAUGAACCCUUCCUGCUCGACGACAAAAUCCUGCCGACCAUCUUGGACGAUGUGCCACCACCACGUGCCAUCCCAGUGCCCUCCCUCAAGGCCGAAUACGCCCCUCAACAGGACACCCAGUACCUCCUCGGCGAAUUCGACACCAUAUACCACGUGACCGACCUCAACCCCGGCACCCUGACACCCCCGCAGAGCCCUCCUAGCCACCAGCCCAUGCUGACCACCCUGCAGCCGCUACUGACGUUCGACAAGCCGGAAACCUACCCCUACAUGGUGGAGUUUAACUACCCCCCUGCACCGGCGGUCACCCCCCAGCCUGACAUCGCUCAUGAGCUCGCUGUGGUGGAGGAAUUGGUGAGGACUAGGGUGGAGGAUAUGCAGUGGAGUACCAGUCCAGGGUCGCCAGAGAGCAGCAGCAGCAGCAGCAACUUUGAUGAUUCUUCUUCUGAGGACCCGGAGUGGGUGCCGGAGCCGGUUGACAACUUGAACGGUGAAGAAUGCGCUCCGAGGAAGAGGUCUAAGGGUAGCAAAGGGAAGCCCGAGGAGAAGAAAGUUAGAAAGAAAGAGCAGAACAAGAAUGCAGCUACCAGGUACAGGAUGAAGAAGAAGGCUGAGGUGGAGGUGAUUUUGCACGAGGAGAAAGAGAUGUUGAGCGCCAAUACGAAGCUUUCUGAUAAGGUCACCGAUUUGGAGAGGGAGAUCAAGUACUUGAAGGGGUUGAUGCGGGAUCUGUUCAAGGCCAAAGGGCUCAUCAAUUGAUUCAUAUAUCCAUAUAUUCGUAGGUGCUUUCGUUUUGAUUGUUAAAGAGCGUUUUCUGGUGGAGUAGUCGCGUAAGGAAAGAUUUUUUUACUUAUUCUGUAGGUUAGGUUACAGUUGGAGAUUGUAUACUAGGAUCUUCAUUGUUGGUCCCAGUGUAUGAUUAGCAACUGAUUUGUUUCUUUUCUUCUCUUUUUUCAUUAAAUCUUAUAUCCCUAUCAUGUAAUUCUAACAUAUGCUUUAUAAUUGAUUUACUAACUAAUAAAGGUUGAGUUUAGAUGGGAUCUGUAGUAUCAUUGAGGCGAAGAUAAAAUGAAAGGUUCAAUGAUGAUUUGUGGAACCUUAUUUUGAAAAAGAAGGCAACAAACUUCGGAGAAUAAAAGGGUACUUGACAUAUUUUUCUAUGGCUACAUCAGAAAACUGCUUUCCUAACUAAAAUGCAAGAAUUUGCCACAAAAAGGGUGCAGUGGAGCAGCAACAGCAGCAACUUGAUUCUUCUUCUG